Molecule: messenger RNA, 8298 nt
Organism: Harpegnathos saltator (Jerdon's jumping ant)
Lineage: Eukaryota; Metazoa; Arthropoda; Insecta; Hymenoptera; Formicidae
Gene: Hr3
Product: nuclear hormone receptor 3 ROR-beta
Exons: 7
Coding region: 2946-4565 (539 amino acids)
Biological process (GO): regulation of transcription by RNA polymerase II
Cellular component (GO): nucleus
Molecular function (GO): nuclear receptor activity; RNA polymerase II cis-regulatory region sequence-specific DNA binding; zinc ion binding
Source: RefSeq, a predicted model, not a curated record
CAUCUGCUGGCGGUCAGUGCAAGCAGGAGCCACUGGUGCCCCGCAAAGUGCAUAGCGCCGAAACGAAAGGACGGCAGGAAGGAAGGCAGGCAGGCAGGCACAGGAAGGCUGGAAGGAAGGAAGGCAGGCAAGCAGGAAGGAAGGAAGGAAGGAAGGAAGGAAGGACGGAAGGAACGUUCAAGCCUGGGACGUGGAGUCGGUCGGGCUAUCUCCUGGACGGCCGGAUCCAGGAGAGCGCACAAGGGUGACACAUCGUCGCGGCGUGACGCGUUCGUCACCGUGCGCGCGAGCGCGCGCGCACGAUCCGCUCGUGUUACCAACGAAAAAAGUAACGUGCCUUCGCUCCGCGACGACGAGCCGCGAGCCUACCACCGCUUCCACCAUCGACGCGCACAACGACGAGCACGAGGCGCUCGAGUCCAACCCCGAGCUCGUCCCACGUUCCCGCUGUGUGCUGCUACACUACCCUCCGUGACAGUUGGAGUGCGUGAGUUCGCAAGAGCCCCGGCAAGACUCGGCGAACCACCUUCGCCGGUGUGAUCCGACGAGCGAGGACGUCGACCGAGUUCGUCGUUGACGGCGCGAGGAAAGCAUCCCCAGGUGGCCAGGAGAUGCUUCUCGUUGAUCGUCGGCGGAGAUAGCGCGGCCCGCGGACGUCCCGCAGGACGUCGACAACGUCGACGAGCACGCGAUGACAACGGGUGCUUCGCGAUGCGGGUGGCUCUCGGUGCAGUGGUGAUCGACGAGAAUCGCAGUGACGACAGGCCGCGACGACACAGAGGAUAGUCGUCGCGACAGUCUCGGGACGCUCCGAGGGAAGCACCGCUGCUUGGCAUCCCGUCGCGACUCGAGUGCUCGAGAGCAUUUAAUCGCGCGCGAGGCCACAGCCGAGCGCCGCUCGGCGAGAGAGAGAGAGAGAGAGAGAGAGAGAGAGAGAGAGAUAUCGACCGUCGUCGCCGAAUUAAGCGGCGAAGGUCGCGAGCACCGCUGUCGCCUGUCCGUUGUCCUUCGGACCUCCGGACCGAGUCCGCGACGCGUCCCUCAGUCGAUGAUCCCCGCGCGCGGACGAGCCGGUGGGCGACGACGACGACGACGACGACAUGGCUCGCACACGGCUUCUGGCGCGACCUGCGCCGACCUGCCGAUCGCGCCAACCGCUCACGAAGCUCUUCAUCGAGACGAUGCUGCUCGCUGCUCGCGUCCACGGAAGCCCGAGCUGUCCGUAAUCGCGCGUAGAACGCGCUGCCUCUUCAUGAAGGAAUAAAUUCAUGAAAGUGCGCGGACAGACAGCCAUCGCGGUACUCUUGCCGGAGGAUCAUCCGGAGACCGAUGCGACGCGGAGAACGACGCAGCUUGUGAGAUCAAAGUGGCCCGGUGAAACUGUUCUCGCACGAUCAUCUUCCUCAAGUAUGCUCGCCAUAGUUCGCGGCAGGUUCCAAUCGCCAUCCCACGUGACGGCGCGCUGCUCCGCCGAAGCGACCUCGGGCAGGAGGCCGUGAGUUCGUUCAAAUCGCUCGUCGCGAUCGUUGACGUGUUGACGUUGGGGAUAUCGUUGAUCGUCCACUCGCGUGGAGGCUACAAAAGCCUGCCGUUUCGCUCAAGUCGUCUCGCACCGAUGGUGCUCGUGCUUCCACGCUCGGGAUCGGUCGAACAGGUAGAACUCGCGCCGGGUCUUAAGGACUUCGACCGCCACGCUCCCUCGCUCAUUCGAGGCUGCGCGCGAGGAAACGCGUGCUUGAAUCGAAGCGACCCUCUCCGAACGAGACCCACUGACCUAUCGACUCGGCAGGCUGCCACCUGAGGCCGCCCCAACCACCCUUGUCCCACGCCGCUCUCCUUCAUGUUUAUUGUCGUCGCUCCUGUCGCUCCUGCCGCGACCUGCAACUCGCAGUUUCUCCCCGAAAUUUCCGAAUGCGUCCGAAGAUCACUCGCUUCGCUCGCGAGGGUGUCAACACCUCCCUCCCUUGAACGUCGUCCCGAGCCGCGAAGAGGUUCAUAUCGCGAAGAUACUUCCCAUAUCGUGCACAACAAGACCGAAAACGUUCUUCCGAGUAGCAUAUGAAAAUCGGUCUUCUUGCUCCCCUCAUUCGUUGUCCCCUACCCAACGUGUUGUUUGUCUCAUUUCGAGAUCGAGGGCCGACGAGCCGAGUCAAGUCGAGCCGGGCGAGAACGAACGGAGAAGCGCGCGCGUCUGCUCGAAAAAUUAGCUCGCAAAAAUUAGUCGAGUCCGCGAGGAAUCGAUCGCGUACAGAAUAUGUCGGAAUCAAGAUGGAAAUACUCGGCGACAUUGGCACGAUUGAGACAGAAACACGUCGCGAAAGCGUGGCGCAUCGCCACGAGUCGUUAAUAACGAUCCCCAACGUGAGCAACCUGACGAGAUAGCCAGCUAAUCGAACGAGCGAGCGAGCGAGCGAGCGAGCGAGCGAGCGAGCGGCAACGAACGAUCGAGAAGAGGACCGAGAAAAACAACACAUCACCAGCCACCACGUUCAGCGCAUCGCGCGCGCGGGAAGAGAGAGAGAGAGAGAGAGAGAGAGAGAGAGACGCGCUAAAGAGCUCUCCUCUUUAAUCGCACGGACGAUGAUUACUGCGUACGAGAUGAAAAUCCAGCCGCACUGAUCUGCGAGCGAUCACGAGAGCGUGCAUUUAUAUGCGAGCGAGCGUGACUCGCGCGGACGACUAUAUAAUGGGAUAGAGAAACCCGCGCGACGCGCUCUCGAGUAAUCUCGGCAAAUUGACUGUCCGACCGAUUGAUCGUCCAACCGAGAUUCAUCGUCAGCUCGUCUCACCCUGGCCUCGACUCGGCGUUGCCAGACGCAACAACAACAACAACAACAACAACAACAACAACAACAACGACACGGUGUCCUCGGCGAUUAGCACGUAGAAAUGCCAUAGUUCGUACUAGAACGUACCACUGCUGAGAGCGAAGAACCGCGCGAGAAAUGGCUGAGAGCGCGGCGAGUCCGGCUGCCGUGCACGUCGCUGCGAACAGCCCGCAGCAGCAGCAACAGCAGCAGCAACAGCAACAGCAGCCACAGCAGCAGCAGCAGCAGCAGCAGCAGCAGCAGCAGCAGCAACAGCAGCAGCAACAACAACCGCAACAGCAGUCGCAGCAGCAACAAGCGCAACAGCCCCCGGAUAUAAGCAGCUCGCAGCUGACGUCGCCGCCGAUCACGGGAACAGCCCAAAUCGAGAUAAUCCCGUGCAAGGUGUGCGGGGACAAGAGCAGCGGCGUGCAUUACGGCGUGAUCACCUGCGAGGGCUGCAAGGGCUUCUUCAGGCGGUCGCAGUCGUCAGUCGUCAACUAUCAAUGUCCGCGGAGCAAGAAUUGUGUGGUCGACCGUGUAAACAGAAACCGGUGCCAGUACUGUCGGUUGCAAAAGUGCCUACGCCUCGGCAUGUCAAGAGAUGCCGUUAAGUUCGGGCGCAUGUCGAAGAAGCAACGGGAGAAGGUCGAGGAUGAGGUCAGAUUCCACAGGGCGCAACUGAGGGCGGCCUCGGAGACGGCGCCGGACAGCAGCGUGUACGAGCAUCAAACUCCGAGUAGCUCGGAUCAACACCACCCCUACAAUGGCGGCUACACGUACGGCGGUAGCGAGUACGCGUCGUCGGGCCCCGGCACCGGCGGUUAUACGAAUUACAAUCACCAGGCGAUGACGAAUUACGAGCUUAGCGCCGACUACGUCGACAGCACGACGACCUACGAUCCCAGGCCGACGCAGACGCAGGUCGCGGACACCGUCGCGCCCGACACACCCUCGGCAGUCACCGCGACCGGGGUGCUGCCCAGCGUGGUCACCACCGAUCCUGCACAGAUCAGCGAGCUUCUCUCGAAGACGAUAGCGGACGCGCACGCGAGGACGUGCCUGGUGUCGACGGAACAGAUCCAGGAGUCCUUCCGGAAGCCCCAAGACCUCUCCAGAUUGAUCUAUUACAAGAACAUGGCGCACGAGCAGCUCUGGCUGGAGUGCGCCCAGAAACUGACCACCGUCAUCCAGCAGAUCAUCGAGUUCGCCAAAAUGGUUCCCGGAUUCAUGAAGCUCUCGCAGGACGACCAGAUCGUUUUAUUAAAAGCCGGUUCCUUCGAGUUGGCUGUGCUACGAAUGAGCAGGUACCUAGAUCUCCAGCAGAACUUCGUCCUGUACGGCGAUGCCCUGCUGCCGCAGGAUGCGUUUUACACGACGGAUACAGCGGAAAUGAAGCUUGUUUCCUGCGUGUUCGAGCUGGCCAGAAGCGUAGCCGAACUGAAGCUCACCGAAACCGAGUUGGCGCUCUAUAGCGCGGCUGUUCUACUUAGCCCUGAUCGGCCGGGACUGAAGGGCCUGGCGGAGAUCACGAGGCUGUCGCAAGCGGUGAUCAGGGCGCUGAGGUCGGAGCUCGAACGGAACCACGUGACGCCGAUCAAGGGCGACGUGACCGUGUGCGACGCGAUCCUCGCCAAGAUACCGCAGCUGCGGGAGAUCUCGCUGCUACACAUGGACGCACUGGCGAAGUUCAAACGGUCGCAGCCGCAUCUCGAGUUCCCGGCCCUCCACAAGGAGCUCUUCAGCGUCGACAGCUGAACGAGCGACGCGGCGCGGAGCGUCGUCCCGGCGCUACCGAGCGGACAGGAACGCGAGUAGCGUCGCGGACCUUGCUCGGUCAAGGUGAGUCCGACCGUCCCGGAAGAGAAAGAGAGAGAGAGAGAGAGAGAGAGAGAGAGAGAGAGAGAGGGAGAGCAAAUGAAAGAAAAAAGAAAGACAUAUACCGAUGGAUUUCGCGGCCCCGGGGAAGCGGAAGUACAGCGUGCGACGCUUCCUAGGAAGAAUCCUCGAGAGCCGGCGAGAACGAUCUCGAUAUGACGAAGAGGGCGAGCGUGACGGAUCGAUCGAUCGACCGUGUGGGUCGGAGAUCGGUCUCUCUUCGCGAAGCGAUCGGACGAGGUUGUUGCCGGUGCUGGCAACGCGAAUCACGGCAGUCACUCAUGUUUGCGUUUAGCCGGUUCGACCACGAGUCCGCGGAGACGAUCGGAGACUCGCGGCUUCAGCGCGAGUACUUUUAAGACGAUUUAUACCGCACCGGCCGCUCGGAGAGGCGAGGGGAACGACGAUGUCGGCUAAUGCCUGUCCGGAUCUCUAGAGUUUAAUGUUGCGUUACUUUUGACCCGAGUAAUGGAUAUCACGACCGACCCUUUGAUUCCCAUCCAAUCAUUUCGUCUUGUCGAGUUUUUGAAUUGUUUUCAUUCCGGAAUCUUUAAUCGAAGCGUUAAGACGCGUUUUUUACUUUCUGAACAUUGAAUUUUAACCCUUUAACCGCUACGGUCGAGAUAACUCGAGUGUGGAAAAAAAUGGCGGCCUUGCUACGAUCGAGUUUACUCGAUUUGGACUUUCAAUGUGUGUGAUAUUGCGUGUGGUAUUUUUUUUUUAAUUUUUUUUAAUUUAAUUUAAAAAUAUGAAUUUUUAAAAACCUGGAUCAUUAGCAAAUUAUAAAAUAUUUUAUAAUUGUAAAAAUAACUCAGCAAAGAGGGUCAUACCGGUCAUUUAAUGUCUCAGCAGUUAAAGGGUUAAUCAAAUCGCGAAUCAUCUGUGGACUGUAAGCGGACACGGAAGAAAUCGUUGAAUCAAAGUCACCUUAAUCGAUAAACAAUUGAUUCGAAAGUACAAAAUAUAUGAAAUGACAUAAAUAUUUGCCAAAAGUCAUCAGUAUCUUUAAUCGUUUCUUUCAGCAUGAAACGCAAAUGUUAGGAAAAUUUCUCGUUUUACGUAUAAUCAUGUGGGUGCAUUAUUAAGGAGGAAUUUGAUAUAUAUAUUAUAUUUAAUAUUACAUUUUAAUAUUUAAUGUUACAUUUUCGAUUCGUCAAUAUUGUUUCUAUAAGAGUUAUAAAUGGCCGGCCGUCUGACAUCGCCGUUUACAAAAUCGCUCGUCCGAGUAGCGACAUAUUGAACAUUCGGGAGUUCUGCAUCGUUAUAUUGUAUAUAUACAUUCUCCUCACUGUUUACACACACAAGAAACACGCAUGAACGUAUGCACAUACACGUACACGUACACGUACACACAUAUACAUUGCACGGAAGUAGGAACGAGCGAGUCUCGAGACAAAUGGUGACAAUGAAUGGAACUCCCGAUUGUGUACGUGUUUACAAAUCUUUUUACGAUGUUUGAUUCGCGUGCGACGAACACGACGUAACAAAACGGCAAACAAGAUGCCAGUUUUAACCCUCCGACGAUGAACUACAUGCUGAUUAGUCAGAGUUAUCGUUUUCAAGAAAGUUGGAAAAAAAUCCUCGAUGUACCUUUUCAUUUGCAAAAAUAAAAUAAUAACUACAAAAAUAAAAUAAUGCGAGAGAUAAAGAGGAACUCGGUUAAAAUUGGAUAUAAAAGUCACUUCAAUUUUACGAAUCAACGAUCGUAUUUUAUUAAUUAUUUUAAGUUGACAGUAAGUUUUUAACAAAAUGACUGCUACGAAAAAUAAUAAACGAGUCAAACUCGUCAGUUAUCGUUGGAAGGAUUAAAAGCGGCGAGAUAGAAAAUAUUAAGUUUUGUAAAUAUGCUUGUACGGUUACCAACAACCUGAUCCGAAAGCAGAUCGCUUCUCUGUUUCUCUUUCGGAAACGUCCUCGAUUCUACAAAAAGGCGAUAAAAAUAAGUCUUGUGUCUGAUAGCAAAUUUUUACAAUUCGUAAUAACUACGUCAAAUUCCAUCCUUCUAUUUUCUUUUCCCUAAUCGGCUCUUUGUUGCACAAACGUUACAUUUUCUGAAUGCCUUUUUAACUAACGAAUUUUUUACUUCGGGGAAUCAAUAUCGCCAAUGGACGUCUUGAACGAGAAAUCAAACUGUAGUAACGACGAAUGAAUGGGAUUUCAAAUGGGAGGCUGAAUUGAAUUUUUAAUAAAAAAUCGUGGCUAGAGGGGCCUUUUUGGAAUUUUUAUCAAUUCUACACUAAUCUACUCUAUCAAUCUCGACGAAACGUUGAAGAGGAGUUAUUCGCUAACUACGAUGUUUUGUAUGGAGUGGAAACUUUUUUAAUCCGAAAAUCCGAUUCUCACUCCGGCUCCCAUUCAUUGGCGGUUACUGUGAAUCGGAUGGUUCGUAUUCCGAACGAUCAGCCUACCGGAUAGCGUAUGCGGUUUAUCUGAGUUCGCUAACGAGCACAUUGUACAACACGUUAACUUAUUUGUUUUUUUCUUUCUUUCGUUGCUAAUAUCUCGUUAAUAUUUCUCUUUUCGUUUUAAAUUUAAACGUUAGGCUCCUCCUAGGUAUGCGUCUAAGUAUAUCUUAAGAUACGUCUCGUUCGUAAUGAGCGUAAAGAUCAUAGUCGAUAAUUCGUACAAAUACGUAUGUUUAUUUCUGGUACGUCGACACGAGUGAAAACUUUAUCGCUGAAUAAAUGGAUCUUAAAAUUACGAAAGAUGUUCCAAAGAGAUACACACCGAUGGCGGAAUCUUUCCAAAUUCAUACGUCGAAAUUUCUGUCGACAAGAAUUUGCAUGUCUCAGUGACGAAAUUGCAUUUAACUAAUUCUAAGAUCUAGGAGUAAUUCGUCUUUAAUUUUAUACAAAUUUAAAUCUUACUAAUUCGUACAUGUAGAAUUUAUAGGCGGCAAUAUAUGACGGAAUCUUGCUUCUUAUUUAAUUUAACUAUAUGUACAUAUUUUUAUUAUCGCGAUAGAAAUUUCAAAUUAGAAUAGAAGAUAACAAUUUCGACAACAAGGAAUGUUUCGAAAUCUCGGAGACCUUUAAUCGAAAUUUCUCGGGAUUAAUUUUUACUGCUCUUGCGCCUUUUUGGGACAUCUUUGCAUUUCUCGCUCGCCAACGCAUCAUGAAAUUAUGUUAAAUAUCUAGCUUGCCGCAUCUAUUGUUAUAUUAUAUCGGAUCGAGGUGUUGUUGAGCAAAUUAGCGCGUCCCGAUCCCUUCGGAUCGGAAUGUUCGGCCUUUCCGUCAAAAUUGCACGUCCGGUAGGCUCUCAAGCAUACGUCACGAUGUCACGAUUGUCUUGAGACAGUAAAAGUGUCGAGUGUUCGAGAGACAACCUAUUGGUUGGCCGUGUCGGUUCUCGGUCGAGUGAUUCUUCCUAGGAAAUGUCGUGACAACGCUGAAGGUAAAUUUAGGCAAAUAGGAAAAUUAAUAACGCGAGGGUAAAAUCACGCGAGGGGUAAAAAGAAACGCAUCGAGCUGACUACAGCGCCGGUGUAUGGUCUUGCCGAUUGUCGACAGCAAUUUUUGGAAAUUUUUACAGCGUAAUUACGCAGCGAAAAUUUCGCGACUUAACUUUUCACGUUCGACACUUGUUCGCCGGCUGGGAAGCUAAGAAAGUCGAG